AUGAGAACUCUUAAACAGGCCUAUCGAGGGAAAUUCUCUAGGCCAACUAUUAUACCUGGGAGUUCCCACACAGCUGGCACUCCUGAAACAGGAUCCAGACCAGGCGCCACUGCAUUGCCACCAGGCCAAGCAACUGGGAGUGUGACAGGCACCACUGGGCCCGCUUUUGGCACAACUGUUGCACCUGGCAGUUCCAACACAGAAGCCACAACUUCCACAGGAGGCAGUAAGGCUACGCAGGGAAGGUUGCCAGGAGGUACCACUGAAGAGUUUUCUGGAACAACUGUUACAUCUGGAGGCUUUAACACAGGUACCACUAGGGUAACUUCUGGCACUCCACUUGAACCUGGGAGUUCAAACACAGAAGCUACAACACUCCCUAGAGGCAGUGGAACUACAGGAAGCAAUACAGGUUCUACUGGAGUGGCUCCUGGCAGUACCAUCUCAUCUGGAAGUUCCAACACAGGAGCCACCACUGGCACAUCUGAGAGGUCAAGUCCUGGAAGUAAAACAGGAACCACUGGUGUAGUCUCUGGUACAACAGUUGCACCUGGAAGUUCCAACACAGGGGCCACAACUUCUUUGGAAAGUGGUGGAACCACUGAGGGUGAAAUGAAAAUAGUUACCACUGAGGUCUCUACUGGCACAACAACUGCACCUGGGAGUUCCAACGCAAAGACUACAACUUCUACAGAAGUUGAAACUACCACUGGAGUUGGAAUGGUAACUGGUACUACUACAGGGUCUGCUGGAGUUUCCAGGGGCCCAGGGAAUUCUAGUCCUGGUUAGUAGAUA
Molecule: messenger RNA, 795 nt
Organism: Myotis davidii
Lineage: Eukaryota; Metazoa; Chordata; Mammalia; Chiroptera; Vespertilionidae
Product: apomucin-like
Exons: 15
Coding region: 1-789 (262 amino acids)
Source: RefSeq, a predicted model, not a curated record